Molecule: messenger RNA, 1207 nt
Organism: Protopterus annectens (West African lungfish)
Lineage: Eukaryota; Metazoa; Chordata; Ceratodontiformes; Protopteridae
Gene: FKBP4
Product: FKBP prolyl isomerase 4
Exons: 7
Coding region: 191-1192 (333 amino acids)
Molecular function (GO): peptidyl-prolyl cis-trans isomerase activity; protein binding
Source: RefSeq, a predicted model, not a curated record
AUGCUUGACUCGUCACUUAUUAGGGGACGUCUGGUGUAAUCAAAUGGUUGAGAUGUUUGGGGAGUUGUGUUGUUAAUAAUUGCGCAGGAAGUCCAAAUUAAAUGGUUAAAAACGUGAACUUGUUAGCACUUACUCACUAUAUGUAGUUUUGUCUGUAUUGUGUUCAUUUUUUGUUAAGUGGUUUAAAAAGAUGACUGCAGAAGAGGAGAAAAACGUGGGCCAGGAACCAGUCUCCACAGAAGGAGAGGACGUAACUCUCAAAAAAGAUGGGGGAGUUUUAAAGGUUAUAAAGAAAGAAGGCAGUGGGACUGAAACACCAAUGACUGGAGACAAGGUGUUUGUUCACUACACUGGAGAGCUGUUGGAUGGCACAGUGUUUGACUCCAGCCGGGACAGAAAUGAUAAGUUCUCCUUUGAGCUUGGUAAAGGUCAAGUAAUUCAGGCAUGGGAUAUUGCAGUCGCAACAAUGAAGAUUGGUGAGGUUUGUCAGAUUACAUGUAAACCAGAAUAUGCAUAUGGAGCAUCAGGCAGCCCACCAAAAAUUCCUCCCAAUGCUACACUUAUAUUUGAGAUUGAGCUUUUUGACUUUAAAGGCGAAGACCUUACAGAUGACGAAAACGGUGGGAUAAUUCGAAGAAUCCGGAAGAAGGGAGAGAGCUAUGCAAAACCUAAUGAAGGAUCACUUGUAGAAAUUCAUCUGGAAGGUAAAUGCAAUGGAAAGGUCUUUGACGACCGGGAUGUGACAUUUGAGUUGGGUGACUGUGAGAGUUUUGAUAUCCCACAUGGAAUUGAGACUGUUGUUAAACAAAUGGAAAGAGGAGAGGAAUCACUUGUGCUUCUCAAAUCAAAGUACUGCGCUCAUAUUUCGAUUUUGCAGGCUAAGGAGUCAUGGGAGAUGAGUACUGAAGAGAAGUUGGAACAAGGAUCUAUUGUAAAGGAAAAGGGUACUCAGUACUUCAAAGAAGGAAAAUACAAGCAAGCUGUGGUGCAGUACAAGAAAAUUGUUCAGUGGUUGGAACAUGAGACAGGGCUUUUGGGUGAUGAGGAUUCCAAAGCAAAAGCACUGAGGCUAGCAGCCCAUCUCAACCUAGCUGCCUGUUACUUGAAGAUGAAGGAGUUUGUUUUGGCUGGUGAAAGUUGUGAUAAGGUAAUUACCAUUUUUUAUUUAGUUUUGAGUUCUUCAGAGCAGUGAAUGUAAAACCUUUCU